Messenger RNA from Scleropages formosus (Asian bonytongue), 5094 nucleotides. RefSeq names its product choline/ethanolaminephosphotransferase 1-like. Gene Ontology annotation, biological process: phosphatidylethanolamine biosynthetic process. The transcript is spliced from 9 exons. Gene Ontology annotation, molecular function: diacylglycerol cholinephosphotransferase activity; ethanolaminephosphotransferase activity. The coding region runs from base 350 to 1609 and encodes 419 amino acids. The record is from RefSeq and is a predicted model, not a curated record. NCBI's taxonomy places the organism in Eukaryota, Metazoa, Chordata, Actinopteri, Osteoglossiformes, Osteoglossidae. Gene Ontology annotation, cellular component: Golgi apparatus; endoplasmic reticulum membrane.
AGCUUCUCCGGAAGUGGGUGCCUGUUUCCGUUCCCGUUCCCGUUGCUGUCCCUGUGCCCGUGCCCGUGCCCGCGCCCGCGUCUGCGUAGCGACCGCCCGCCGGUUUCCGCCUGCCAGUCUGCGGGUGGAGGCGUGUGGGAGCGCGGGGCAAUUUCCAGCCGGCCUCGGACACACGCAGCGGUCCGGCCGAAACAACCCCGAAACUCGAGGAAGCGGAUCUGGUUCUUGUCGGCGACUCAGCGUGUGCGAACGGCAACUGAGAGCGCCGCCUGUGAAUGCCCGGCGCCCGACUGGGGUGGACGCAGAGGUCGGCAGAGUCGGCGCGCGCGCCGCGUGACGGACACUCGAGAUGACCGGCAGUAGCCAGCGGGCGGCCAGGGCUCGGGGUGGCCGACCGGUCGGGGAGAGCGCCUGCGACGGGGGCGGGGCCUGCCUCUUGAGCCGCCUGGUGCAGCUGCCGUCGCCACCGCUGUCGCGCGCCCAGCUGAAACGUCUGGAAGAGCACCGCUACAGCAGCGCCGGGCGCUCUUUGCUCGAACCCCUCAUGCAAGGCUACUGGGAGUGGCUGGUGGGCCGCGUGCCUGCCUGGAUCGCGCCCAACCUCAUCACCAUCGUGGGCCUGCUCACCAACAUCGCCACCACACUGGUGCUAGUCUACUACUGCCCCACCGCCACAGAGCAGGCUCCCCUGUGGGCGUACCUCGCCUGCGCCGUGGGCCUCUUCAUCUACCAGUCCCUGGACGCCAUCGAUGGCAAGCAGGCGCGGCGAACCAACAGCAGCACCCCGCUGGGAGAGCUCUUUGACCACGGCUGCGACUCGCUCUCCACAGUGUUCGUGGUGUUGGGCACCUGCAUCGCCGUGCAGCUGGGCACCCAUCCUGACUGGAUGUUCUUCUGCUGCUUUGCCGGAAUGUUCCUCUUCUACUGCGCUCACUGGCAGACCUACGUGUCGGGAACCCUGCGCUUCGGCAUGUUUGAUGCCACCGAGAUACAGAUCUGUGUAGCGUUGUUGCAGAUGCUCACGGCCACACUGGGGCCCGAACUCUGGAACCUCAUGAUUCCAGUCGUAAAGAUCCCUAUUAAAUUAGUUCCUGCCAUCUGCACUGUGGCGGGAGCCGUCUUCUCCUGCACCAACUACUUCCGGGUUAUAUUUACCGGGGGAGUCGGCAAAAAUGGAUCCACGAUCGCGGGAACCAGCGUGCUGUCACCGUUCUUCCACAUUGGCUCGGUGAUAACCCUCGCCAUCAUGAUCUACAAGAAGUCUGCAGUCCAGCUCUUCGAAAAGCACCCGUGUCUUUACAUCCUCGUAUUUGGCUUUGUGUCUGCCAAGAUCACCAACAAAUUGGUGGUGGCGCACAUGACGAAAAGCGAGAUGCAUCUCCAUGACGUGGCGUUUCUGGGGCCUGGACUGCUGUUCCUAAACCAGUACUUCAACAGCUUUGUGGACGAGUACCUGGUGCUCUGGAUCGCUCUGGUUCUGUCCGUCUUGGACCUGGUGCGCUACUGUGUCAGCGUCUGCAACCAGAUCGCCUCCCAUCUGCACAUCUUCGUGUUCAAGAUCAAGCCGCCGGCCGCCCUCACCGCCCAGCAAGGCCGCAACCACCAUUAGUGACUCUUGCGCGUUGUCUUGUUUCUUGUUUUGUUUUUCUGAGAAAAACAGAUGCAAUAUCUCCUGAGAGAAUGUAGAGCAGUAAAGGCUAUGAUGGGAACUGGAGAAUUGAGGAUUAAGUGGGAGUAUUUUAUGAAAUGAUGUUACACUUCCACCGUUGAUACACGUGUUGUGGUUGAAAGCAGUGCAAACAAGUUUUUGUCCCCCCCCCCCAUCUUCCUUCCUCUUUUUUUAAUGAGCUUACAGCAGUUGUCUGAUGUGUGGAAAAUGAAGAAUGGAAUAUUGCUGUUGCGAUGAUUUAUUUCUCUUGCUCUCUCACUCAGCGUAUUGGAACGAAUGUGUGCACAUGUACUUGCUGUACUGUAUUUUACAUGACUUGUUUGCUCUGUCCGCGGUGACUAGCAGCACACGGCUCAUACGUGACACCUUCACACGGCUGGACGUUCGCUACCUUAACCUCCAGACCACAUCUGGCAGUGAGUGUUUUACCUCAGACUUUGAAACUGCAGCUCUACGGUCAGUCGCGUCUCUCCUUUCUUCACCACAUUGUUGCCUAAUUUUCACCACUAAUUUGUUGUUAGUGUAGCUGUUUUGGGGUUUCUCUUUCACAGCAAUACCUUUUCUGUUAUAAAACAAGAAAUAUACAGUAUAUAUAUAUAUUCUAUGGAUUAUCAUCCAUUCAGAGUUUGAGUGAUGCAGUGCAGAGCUCUAAGCGUUGGAGGUGUGUGCCCUUCUUUGGCCGCGUUUCAGUCGGUGUGUGUGCGCCCUUUGUUAACCUCGUACUCCUGUGUAUUUUAGGAAGGAAAAACGAUUUAAUUCUGUCACCGCUGCUGAGAACUUUGACAGCGUUCCGCUUUGUUUCGGCGUCCGGCGACUCACCUUUCGUUCGUCGCACACGACGAGGCCUGCGCUGCGUUCGCGUCCCACUUCUGCCUUCUGCCUACCGUGCUCAGCCUACGUUAAAAUGCCACAUUUCUGACCAUUGCAGACACAACGAUAUUUCUUUGAAAAAUGCAUGAGUGAACUUGCGUCUUACCUCUUCGUGUUCAUGUACCUCUGUGGGUAACACAGUAACUUUUAGCCAGUCAGGGUGGCGACAGGAGUGUUUUUGCCAUCGGAUCAUUUGGUUUUUGGUGUGUGCGUGUGUGUGUGUGUGUGUGUCUCUAACUGCUCUUAGAGAACCGCUCGUAGACGAAGGAACGCAGGCUGUCGGUGGUGCAAGUGUGCGCUGAUACCUUCACGGCACUGAUGACAGUGAUUAAAAUUGCGUUGUAAAUUGUUUUAAUGACUUGAACAUGUUUUAUGUAUGGCUUUCGUUUCAUUUAGUCUCCUUGCUCUCUUUCACAGAGUGUCGCGCCCUGCAGCUCGUGACACGGGACACAUAUCGUGUCUCUCGCUGCCGAGUCCUAUGUUACUUGACUGGCGCCGUUUCUCCUCAAUUCAGCAUUUUGCGCCUUGCGAUGGGCCUUCAGCUCCAUCCGGACCUUUUACACCUUUCUUUGUGUUGUGUUGCGCGGCGCUCUGUGUCUGAGCUCGAGCGAUUGGUACCUUUCUGCCUGCGUGCGGGAUCCGCAGCGAGUAUUUCCCUGGGCUCCUUACACUUCAUAGCAGAAUGUAGCGGUGGCCUAACAGUAACCGUAACCUCAACCUCCACAAGCCUCUGUUCUCCAAGGACCAGCUCCUACUCCAAGGAAGUUUGUCCGUGGUUCUCAAAGGAAGCCAUUUUUACUCGUUUUACUCCUGAAUGUCCCGUGGGAGCAGUGCUGGACGUCCCUGUCGCUUCGCUUCGACUGCACGGCAACUUUCAGCCUCAUAAUUCAUAUGUAGGAAGUGAUCUUCCUUUGGAAAAAAUGUAGAAAUAGUCUGUUUCUCACUCUAUAAAGUGGAUUAUAUGUUCUUUUUUUGAGUUACAUCUCACGCUGUCAGCACAAAGAGAGGUUUUCUGCUGCUCGCACUGAGGUUGGGGGAUCUGGCCAUUCGCUAUAACGUCAAACUGAGCCUCCUCUUCCGAGUGUGACCUGGGCAUUCGACUCGUACCUGACAGCAGUGUGUCCUCACCAGGUGCAUACCAGCCCCCCACCCCCGUGCUGCCACCUUAUUUCAGCCUGCUCGGAGAGUGCAGUGCAUUAAUGGUGUGCUGCUCUGCUUGGGUAGCUGUGGAAUGCGCUCCUUCUCUGUCCUCGACAGUUAUGGACGAGGCUGCGAAACACAAAACGCUGUUGUCAUGAGUGCAAAACACACCAAACGUGUGAAAACAAGUUUUUACGGGCAUCGAGGGAGAGAUCGAAGAGAUGCGAAGGAACGCACGUCAGUCUCGACAGUCUCAAAGGCAUGAGCGCAAAUGCAAAAGCGAAAUAUGGAAGGGUUUGUAGUUGUGUGUUGGGUCGCGUUGCCUACUAAAAUCUGGGUACGUUCCAACUUUAGUGUCAUUUCGUAAUUCUUAAACGAGUCGCCGGCAACUGCCUUAAGUCUUGAAAGCUUUGUUUCCUUUCUCUUGUUUUUCCUCGUUUCAUGCAAAGUGUCCCUGUGGUAAGAAGCGCGUGGCGUCUCUCAUCUCCGCUGUAGCAGAACCGUCAGUCUCAGGUUUACCAUGUUAUUAGUGCAAAUGUACCAAGGUCAGUAUCUCCCGGCCCACGCCCCAAACUGUCCAUCUGACCCAAGGAAUGCUGCUAACCGAACCUCCAUCCGCUUCCUCGCCCCUUCGUCAUCUCUCUGGACACGUGAAUUUGCACCAGUUCGUUUUGUCCUUUGACUUCCUUGAGUUGGUGGAAAAAGCUGAUCGUGGACGUGGUGUCUCUAGUUUGCGAGGUGCAAGUGGGACUGAAAAUGCAUGUAACAUGAUUUUUAUUUUUUUUUAUCCUAAACCAACAGCGAUGUGUGUCUUGUUUUAUUGCCAGAUGUUGUGUAAUUAAUCUUGUAUAAAGUUAAAAAUACAGCUACCACCUGUAACUUUUCAGUCUGAGCGCAAGUCGUGUUUGUCUGUAAACGCCGGCAUGCAAGUUUUCAGGUGCACCUCCGCUCCGGUGUGUGUGUGUGUGUGUGUGUGUGUGUGUGUGUGUGGGGUUCUUCUGCUUGAAUUUGUUUUCCAAGCUCACGGAACACGAACGUGAUUUUAAAGUGUAUCCUGUUGUGUCUCGAUUGUAUGUCGGCUACAGUGUUGUACAAACGAAUGGAAACGACAGAAGCCAAGAGCACUGGGCUGGGUGCACAGUACCACGGUACGCAGUACACACUGCCUUUAGCUACGUAUUUAAACACAACCAAAGUCCUGACUUUUCAAUAGGGUUUCUCACUGGAAAGUACAGUCUGGUCUAAGUUCACUGAACAUGUUAAACAUUUUCUUUCUCCUCUUUGCUCUAAUAAAAUAGUAAUAUUUUUUAAAGUGCUGGCCGAGGUCAUUGGUGUUUUAGAUAGGCGUGUUCCUUCUGUCUGGUUUGUCCAAAUAAAAGGAGUAAAAAUUCACUUAUUUUGCCUUUUUCCACUCC